CAAGUGUUCAUGGAGGUGAAAUGAUCGGAACUGUCUCUCACUUUAUUGAUUCAAAAGCAGUUAAUUGGGAAAAACAGGAAAAUAUUGAUUAUUGGAGGCUCGGUGGAUUUAAUUAUUCAUUCAUGGGUCACACAUACAUUAAUCUGAUAGGGAUAUGCGCAGAAGCUGUCCGAUUGUAUCCCACAUUACAUCACUGCCGUGAUGUCUGAAGGUAUCCAAAUGAGGGGAAAAUUUUCCUAUGGACAGUAUUAUAUCUAUUAAUACUGAAAUAGUAAUGGAAUAAAAAAAAUGGAUAAAACACUACUUUGCAUGAGGGCAAUGGAACUUCGCCGUUUUCGUGGAGUUGAGGAGUAGUGAUAUUUAAUACAUCUAGUGGAGGAUAUAUAUACUUGAAAAAUGUAUUCCAGUGGUGAUAUUUCGGGGCCAUCUGACAGGAAGCCACCUGAAAAGAAACGAUCCUUCCUGCAGCAGCCAAAAUCAUUCAUUUCGAGAUUACCUGCCCCUUCCACAACAUACAGUCAGCCUGUACAGUCGGCGAGAGUAGAGGCUGAAACUCCAAAGACACAGCCGAUACCAAUACCCCAGACUUCUCCGGGUCAGAAUACAGCACCAGACCCUGUUGAACCCCAAGAAUUCUUUAUAGGGGAUAGAGUUACAAUCAGUGGUGUGAAAACUGGGACAUUACUAUAUUUCGGUAAUUUCCACCUUGCUCCAGGGUUAUGGUGCGGUAUUGCGAUAGAUGAACCCGAUGGUACACAUGAUGGACUUGUUGGUGAUGUGAGAUAUUUUACGUGUCGGAAGGGUCAUGGAAUUUUCGCUCCAGUUGAAAGAGUAGCUCAUUUGGAUCAUAGAGCAAUUCAGGCAAUUGUAAAGUCUCCACCCAAGGUUUCCCAGCUUCCAAGUAAGAGUAAACUGUGUCAUGUCAGUCCGAUAAGAGAUGAGAUAAGUUAUCAUAACAGAUCUAAUGAAUUUAUAGAUGAAUGUGAUGAUGUAGAUGAGGAUAUACUUGGACUGGAUGAACAUGGUAUUAUACAUGAUGAAGAUGACGAAAUAAUUCUAAGAGAAAAAGACAGGCCUAAGAGAAUACUACCAAAAUUACCACGACCUGCCUCACAUGCUUAUUCAAGGUUACAGUAUGUUAGAAGGGACUUAGUGAGUAGUAAAAGUAUUGAAGAAAAUAUUACGGACGAGGCUCUAGAAAGCCUUCAUACUGUUUCCUCAGAUGGUGAAGACACUGAUGGAACAGGAUCAAACAUUGAUGAAAAAAUUGAAUUACAACAUUCUGCUGGUGGAAGUUCAGGAGGGGAAGAUUCUUGGAGUUUAAAUAAAGACUAUAUAGCUAUGUGUGACGGUAAAGCACAAUAUCUAAAUAUUACUUUUGACGGCGAAUCUGAAAGUAAAACAUCAACCCAAGAGCCUUCUGAAGAAUCGCCGUCGCCAGAAUUUAUCUUUGACCAGGAGAUGAUAGAAGAUGGAGAAUUUGCAUCACAACCUAUGGAGAUGAGUAGGGAUUCUAGUCUCGGACUUAUUUCAAGUUUUGCACUUGACAAGAAUGAUUUACUAAAUGAGAUAUUUGGUAAUGAAGAUGAGGAAGAGUUAGCUACCUCACAGGGUACAUUAGAACCAAUGUCAGAAGACAAAGACAUUACACCAGAAAAGCAAGAUGAUUUGAACAUGUCAGUUGAAUUUGAUGAAUCAGAUUUAGCCGUGUCAACACCGUAUACAGAAAAUAAACCACAGCUGAGAAGUACCCGCGUUAAUCUUAAUGCAACAUAUACGCAAGAUGAUAUUGUUCCUAGUCAAGUACCUGAAAAUAAGUGCUUGAAUUCAACAUACACACAAGAUGACCUAAAACCUAACAAUAAAGUCUUGAAUUCAACGUUUACGCAGGAAGACCCGAACAUUAAAUCUGUACAAAACCUGAAUGGUACUUUCACUUUAGAUGAUAAAACUGAAGAAAUUAAAGAAUUAGAGAAAAGUGCAAUAGUUAAUAAAGGUGAAAUCCUUGAUAAAGUUGCAAUGACAGAUUCUGGAAUCUCUAUGAGAGGUUCAAUGACAGAUUCUGCAAUUUCAGUUAAUUCUAAUAGAAAUUCCCUGGUUGAGUCAAGUGUUUCACUUAAAGGUUCUUUGAUGGAACCAGGUAUUCGACGGAGCAUGUUAGAUUCCGGUAUUGUUGUUCAAAGUGCUAUGUAUGAUUCAAAUUUGUCAAAUAAAAAUGAAAUAAGUCAAAAAGGUAUGGAAAGUGAUUAUGAAAAAGUAGAUGGAUCAGACGAAAGGGAGAAUAGGAGUAGUGUUGAAAGUGAUGUUACCGUGAAAAAUGAAAGUGUGGGUUUAGAAAAGGAAAUAAUUCAUAAAGAUAUGGAUGAUCGUAAGCUGAUUCGAGACCUCAGUGAUGGGCAUAACAGAAAGGAGAGACCUGUUUCCUUCCUGUCAACUACCAGUGCUGACACAGGCUAUGCACCUGAUACAGACUCUGAAAUUGGAACUUUGACCUUGAACUCUCCUCAGGAAUGGCUGGACAAGGGUUUCCAUGGGAACAUUCCUGAACACAGAGAAUCUGUACAGAAAAACUUGAUUGAGGAUUUCCAAGGAGAUCUGUCAAAGAUGGGUCCAGUUCCUGUAGAGUCAGACAGUGAUUUUGGUACUAUGACUGGGGAUACUGACAAUGAGGCUGAUAGAACUGAGUUAUUGAGAUCAGAAGGUGUGACUAUGGAUAACAUACAGGAGACUGAGGAAUCGGAAGAUGAAGUGACACAAGUGGAAGAUAUAAAGGCAUUAAACUCAACAGUAAUACUGGAAAAUAAACAGAAUGACACAUACACAGCUGAAGUUGGGGAUGAGGAGAAGUCUUCAGGACUUGAUUCCACAUUUACACUUCCUGAAUCUAACGCUGAUGACAAGUCCGAUGAUAAAAAUGACAGUGAAGAAAGUGUUCCUAUAGUUACUAUUACAAUUGAAGAUAAAGAUGGUGAAAAGAAAAAUGAACAGGAUAAAAAUGAUAAAAAGAAAGUUGAAAAACAGAAAACUCCAAAGAAAAAGAAAUUUAAUGUUGUUAAAGAUUUUAAGAAACCUAACACAACAAAUGUUGUAUCUAAAUUGUCAGAGUAUUUAAAAACUCCUGUUCCUGUUAAACCAAGGGAAGAUAAAAGUAAUACAGAAGAAUUUAAGAAUAAAAGAAACUCACUGAAAGGAAAAAUCGAUUUGUCAAAAGUUACAAGUAAAAUUGCAAACAGAAGUGUUAUUGAAGAGACAAAGAAAGUGAAUGGAGAAAUAGAAAAAAAAGAAGCAGAACCUUUGGUCGAAAAAGAACCUGUAAAGAAAAUAAAAAGAACUCCACCUAAAAGUAAAUGGGAUGCUAUAAUGUCACAAAUUGAUACUAAAAAGGAUUCAGAAAAAGCUAAACCAAAGACAGAAGUGAAGAGUAAAUUAGAAGCUUUUCUGCAUAUCCCCCCACCUACACCUCCAAAGAAAGAAGAACCUCCGAAACCGAAGAAAAAGAUUUCAACUGCUCUACCUGACUACAGCAAAGUUCAAAGCAAAUUGAAAUACACAGCUCCACCACCUAAACCGAAAGUAGAUGAGUCCCCUAAUAGAACAAGCACUGCUUCUCCAAAUAGAAAAAAGAAAGAUACACUUAAUAAAUCAGCAAGUGAAUCACAAAAAAAUAAACUUGAUACCUCAAAAAGUAGUUCACCAGGUAGAAUAAGUAAGGAUUCCUCACCUUCCAGAGAUAAAGAAAAUAUAGACAAAAACAGAAGAUCUAGUACCAGCCUUAUUAAGAAUGAUAGGGUAAGGAACCUGUCAGGAGAUUCUGUGAAAAGGCCAUUGAUAAAGGACAAGGCUGUUCACAUUGACCUUGCCGACUCCCUAGAUGGUAGAGGAAGUGUGACGGGGACUGGGUCUGUUCUCAGCUCGAGACAGAGUAGCAGAACAGAUAUGAGUACCACGGAAGACGAUGCCCCAACAUUGAAACAACUUCCCCAGAUUGAGCGGGCUAUGUCCUUACAGGACAGAAGGGAUAGUUCCAGUGCAUUUAGUGAAAUAUCGGAGUCUGGAUCCCAGGUAACGGCACAAGAAAUGGAGAUGAAGUUACAGAAAGCAGUAGCCAAUCAGCAGAGGAGAAAGAGUGGUCUCCUACCACCUUCAACUUCGCUAGAUAGCUCUAGUAGUGGUGAAGGUGGUGUGCACAGAGGCGGCCCCAAAAUUGUGAAGCCUGUCCUUCGGCAGCAGUCAAUGCCGUCGCCUCUGACCGUAUCUUCCUCAACUAAACGUUCUCUGUUUCCUAACAAAGCUUCCACGGAGAAGGCUGUCUCACGGCGGUCUCGCAACCAAAAUCGUAACAAGACAAGCAAAAGUAAGAAAGAAUCCAAAGAGAAGAAUAAGCCCCCGGAAACAGUCUUAGCAGAGGUUCAUACCAAGGAAGUACAGAGGCUUGAGGCCUUGUGCGAGUCAAGAACCAAACAACUCAACAUGGUCAAACUGCAGUUACAGACGAGUAAUCUUGCUUUCGAUGGGAUGUCUUGUAUUGUCAACUACCUCGCUCAUGAUCUUGAUGGUUUCUCAGCCCCAAGACUCGUUAAGGAGACAGAAAACCUUAAAGAAGAGAUUAACAAUGAGAAAACUCAAAUAACAGGCUUACAGGAACAAAAGUCCAAUCUGGAAGGAAUUAUUGCACAACUCAAGGAGCAGCAUAAGGACUAUGUAAAUAGUCUUGAAGCUGAGAAUGAAAAGUCACUGAAAUAUCAGAGAGAAACUUUAAUAAGUGAACACCAGGAUAUGAUCGGUGUCUUGAAGGAACAGAAAGCUGCUGAGAUUGGAGAGAUCAGAAAGACUCAUGAGGCUUAUAUAACCCGUUUGGAACACGAGCAUGCUGUUGCUGUGAAGAAAUUACAAGUACAACAUGGUGAAAGUAUCAAAGAUUUACAGAGAAAACAAGAAAACCAGAUGGAAGAGCAUCAUAAACAGCACCAGGACAAGUUAGAAGAAAUAACUGGAAGAUUUGACAGCAUUAAACUUACACUAUCAGAGAAGGUAGAGACGUUACGCAGUGAGUGUGAUAGAUUACGUGACAGAGCACAUUCCUGUGAGGAAGCCUUACAGAGAGAUUCAGACUUCAAAGUCCAGUGUGCCCUAGCCCCCUACAAGAAUCUACCUCAGGAGAUAGAGAGCCUUAAGACAGUACUUGAGAUGAGAAAUGAAGAAAUCAACAAACUACGCAACCAUAAUACGGAGCUUAAAAAGAAGCUUGAAGAGUUGCCUGUGGCCCAGGAGAAGAUUAUUGCCCUUCAACAGAAGAAGGAAAACCUGGAGGCCAUUAUCAGCAUGAAAACGGACCAUGAGAAAGUUCUUCACGAGAGAUGCCAAAACUUGAUGAGGAAGUAUGACAAGGAGUCUCGUGCCAAUAAGAGACUGUCAAUGGAGUAUGAAGAACUUAUGUGGAAACUUUCAGAAUCUUUCAGUGAAACAGAUUUGGGCUCCCAAGAGGCUCUUUUCUAUCAGAAGCUUGGGAUGUCUCCAACUGGUGGUGGGGAUUCUGUGGGUCCAUUAAGCUCUCCGGGGUUGGGUCGCAAGUUGCGCACACCACCGGGGUCGGAGAGUAGUCCGUCGAAAAGUCCUGGGUACAGAAGGACUCUGUCCUCUAGUGUUGAUGACCGUGAAGAGAAGAAGUUAAAGCGCAGAUCGGGUAAUUAUUUACUUGAUGAGAAGAAACACCGCCCAACUAGUCCUCUAGCUAAACAAAACCCGUUAACAAAGUCUUGGUCACCCAGUACCCAGUCAGAAUCACCAGUACGCACCAAAAAAGGACGUUCUGGAAAUAAAAUGUCACAGUCAUGGUGUGUAGAUAUGGACCCUUCAGAUAAUUCAUUAGAUUCUGAUAGUAAAAUCCCCCGUAGUCAUUCGAGUACAGACAAAGUUACCCGAAGAAGAGCAACUUCGGAAGGACCAGAAAAUAGUGACUCAGACAAAGCUUUUGUUUCGCUUGAUGAUUCUAACAGUUCACAGGGACUAAAUGAAUCAGAACUCUCAGAAAGUUUGAGAUCAAUUGGGAUUUCAGAAGGGGAAAACUUGCCAUCUUCCUCUACACCAAAAUCCGAGAGCAAAAACAUUAAAUUGCAAACAAGUUAUGUGUUCAAUGAUGAAAAUACAAAUAACCCGGUGUCAGAAAAACUUCCUUCAAAUGUUAGUGACUCGGUAAAAGUUCAAGUACCAUCAAACGUUAAAAAUGAAUUAAGUACAUCAGGACAAAGUGUGAGUUUGUCAACAGGGACUGUGUCUUGUCCUGUAUCAAAAUUGCCUACAAGAGUUGAAGAAAAACCGGGUAAAGAUGGUAAAUCUGCGAAGAGUCAUACGGAAACAACUGUGUGAAUAUACAUCACAAAUUUGUUGGCAGAAAAACUGACUAAUUGUAAUCCAAAGAUAUUUUUUUUUUGUUAGAAAACAAGGUAAAAUGUUCAAAAUGUAACAGUUGAUAAUAAAUCAUGGCCUAAUAUCUCUUAAAAGUGUUUACUUCUAAAAGUUGUAUUUUACAACAAAUAUGUAGCUAUGAAGGUAAUUGUUUUAUUUUUCAAUAAUGCAUCUUUUUCUGCAACAAAAAAUCGUUCCUGUCUGAAAAUACUGGAUUUUAUAAGAAAAAGAAUUUUAGGCUUAUUGUGGUUUAUGUAUCAUACCAGUAUCAAUAAGAAAGCAGUGAUGAAAAACAAGUAACAUUCCUUUUAAUUGUUUUGACUGUUGCAGAAGUGAAAAGGGCCCUAAUUGUACGUAAGGGAUGCAAAACUAAACAUGAAAGUUUUUCCUAAUUGGGACCAAUUUCUUUGUAUAUUAUAAUACUUCUUUUGCUGAUAAUUGAUCAGGUAUGCUGAAAUGUAUGCAAGAUAUGAUUUAUUUUGAUGCUGAAUUGUGUGUAUGAUGUGUAUUUUAAAUGGGCAUUUCCUGAAACUGAAACAGACUCCCAACUUAAAUGAACUAUUUAGUAAAUAUUUUUCAGUUAACUGAAAACUUGUAAAUGUUUGAAUAAUUUUGCCAGAUGAAGCAAGUGUAACAGUAUAUCACUUCAAACAGAUUGAACUUAAAAUAUGCAUGUAAAACAUUCUAAGAUUUUAAAAAAACGCCUGUAUUUGGUGAAAUGGACUGACUUCCAGUUUUUGUUGGAAUAACAUCAGUUUUGAAAUAGGAAGUCAAUCAUAUUGGAAAUGGUAUUUUAUGAAGUUGAAAAAGUUCAGACAAAUGUCUUCUGUGUAAAUUCUUUCUGUGUUACUGAAAGUUAAAAAGCUUUUCUAAAUAUUUUAUAAACUACCCAAAUGAUUUAUCCAUAACAUCUUUCUGUCUAGAACUCGAGGAAUCAAGUUUUUUACAUUUUCAUUAACAUCAUAAGAAAUGAAAGUUAUUUCUAAUUUUUUGAAAAGCAUGACAAGAGUCAGAAGUUGUGCCCCUUUAUGAGUGAGAAGUGGUGUAUGUUGCUGAAGUUUACUUGUAGUAAUUCUACGUGCCAAAUACAUCUUGUAAUGUCGUUGCUGUGUGUAUCAUUUGGAUCAUUUAUAUACAGACUUGUAAAAGAAAUUUUGAAAUUGCAAAAUACAUGAAUAUGUAGCCAUGAUUUUUUAAUGAAAUAUUAUGCUCCAGUGUAUUUUGUCCUAUUAUGAUUAGAGAAAUCCAGUCUACUUGUUGCAAUAUAUCAUUUAGAGCUUUACUCUUCACUGCCUUAGAAAACCUGUUUUGCUAGGGUAAUAGGGUUUUAUAUAUGUACAUUUGUCAUGUAAAAUGUACAUGACAGACCAUUUGAAUGUUUACCAAAUAAUUCCACUGUCUGUAAUAUAUAUUAUUGCCAAAUGAUGUAAUUAGAUACCUGCCUUCCUUAUGUUCUGUACUAAUGUAUGUUUGACCUUCAACCUUAUAAGGUCGGACAUGUAUUUGCAUAUGCAUUGAUUUGAUAUUCUUCAAUUUGAUAUUCCUAAAAAAAGAUAGAAGUUCCAUACUGACCUCAUUCUUUAUUUAUCCAAAGCAAAGAAAACCUUUUUU
Mercenaria mercenaria is the source of this 8016-nucleotide messenger RNA. Its product is annotated as CAP-Gly domain-containing linker protein 1-like. Gene Ontology annotation, cellular component: cytoplasm; nucleus. The record is from RefSeq and is a predicted model, not a curated record. The coding region runs from base 397 to 6366 and encodes 1989 amino acids. Lineage: Eukaryota; Metazoa; Mollusca; Bivalvia; Venerida; Veneridae. The transcript is spliced from 17 exons. Gene Ontology annotation, molecular function: microtubule binding.